GAGGAGGGGGAGGGAGGUGCGGAAGCGCGCUGCGCUGAGGGCAGCGGGGCCGGGCGGGCUGCGGCGCGAUGCGGGGCGGCCGCCGCCUCCUCCCGCUGCUGCUCCUGGCGCUGCUGCGCGGGCCGUGCCGCGGCAGGGAGCCGGCGCCGGGCGCUGUUACCUGCGGCUCGGUGCUGAAGCUGCUCAACACCCGGCACAACGUGCGGCUGCACUCGCACGAGGUCAAGUACGGCUCCGGAAGUGGGCAACAGUCAGUGACAGGAGUUGAAGCUUCAGAUGAUGCUAACAGUUACUGGCGGAUUCGUGGGAAGACUGAUGGCAGUUGCCAACGUGGAACACCAGUGAAAUGUGGGCAAGCAAUACGACUUACCCAUGUGAACACAGGAAAAAAUUUACACACUCAUCACUUCCCAUCACCUCUCUCCAACAACCAGGAAGUAAGUGCCUUUGGUGAUGAUGGUGAAGGCGAUGACCUCGAUAUAUGGAUUGUGCAAUGCAGUGGGACACACUGGGAGCGGGAGGAUGCAGUGCGCUUCAAGCACGUAGGAACUGAGGUGUUCCUUUCAAUAACGGGGGAGCAAUAUGGCCAUCCAAUUAGAGGCCAACGGGAAGUUCAUGGCAUGCCCACCGCUAAUCAUCACAACUAUUGGAAAGCGAUGGAAGGAGUCUUCAUCAAACCCAGUAUGGACCCUGCAAAACAUGAUGAGCUCUGAAUUGACAGAGGAUCAAAAUGCUUCAGCUUACUCCAGUGUUCGGAGAUGCUAACCCUUGGUCUCUUAAGUCCUGCCUUGCCUAAGUGACUGACUUUCUGUGUUACUGAAGGGCAUUAGUUCACUCUAGGAAUGCAGCACCUCUGUGGGGAAUGACAUCUGCCAGGUCCAGACACUGAGAUUUAUUUAAGAAACCCUUUCUAAAUUUUCAAGCUUAUUUGGUGAAACAAGUUCAUACAUCUGUUAAUUUUCACUAUCAUUUGUUUUGCUUGUUAAUGUUCUCAAAUCCAAAGGAAAUGG
Oxyura jamaicensis (ruddy duck) is the source of this 1010-nucleotide messenger RNA. RefSeq names its product stromal cell derived factor 2 like 1 (gene SDF2L1). The record is from RefSeq and is a predicted model, not a curated record. The transcript is spliced from 3 exons. Lineage: Eukaryota; Metazoa; Chordata; Aves; Anseriformes; Anatidae. Bases 69 to 713 code for a protein of 214 amino acids.